Molecule: messenger RNA, 723 nt
Organism: Stylonychia lemnae
Lineage: Eukaryota; Ciliophora; Spirotrichea; Sporadotrichida; Oxytrichidae
Source: the annotation of a GenBank genome assembly
AUGGGAGUUAGCAAUACUAAAAUUAAAUGCCUUAAGUCUAAUGAGCUCUUGGAGUUCUCGAAGGUAUCAACAUUUACUCAAGAAGAAAUAAAUGAUCUAUAUCUUUACUUUAACUAACUCUCUAAGUCCUAAAAAGAUGAUGGUGUAAUUGACUAUGAUGAAUUCUGUCAGGCUAUUGGCUUGAAACAUGGUAUAUAUUCUCAAAAUUUGUUUAAACUUUUUGACACGAAUGAUGACAAAGUGAUAAAUUUCAGAGAGUUUAUUAUUGCCUUCGCUACUUUCCUCAAUGAAACUAUCGACAAACAAAUUAAGUUAUCUUUCAGGAUUUAUGACCCUAAGGAUAAGGGUUAUGUCAAGAAAGACACUUUAGUUGACAUCCUAAGGGAUGCAAUCCGUGGACUUGGAACCUGUGAUUUACCGGAAGAGGUCAUUUAAGAAAUUGUUGAUGAUACUUUCAGAGAUUUGAAAAAGUACCAAUCUCAUAAGCCACAAGAUAAUGCUGUGCAGAAUACACAAGCAACUGCUUAAGUCGGUCAUCUAAAGCAAGAAAAUGAUAGUGACAAAAAUGUUCCGUAAGGGGAUAUCAUAACCUUUGAAAUGUACGAGAAGAUGGUCUAUGAUAAUAACGAUAUUUUGAAAUGGCUUGCUGUUGACCUUUAAAGAAUUAGUCAGGGAGCAAAAUUGAUUAUUAGCGAUAAGGCUGUUAUUAAAAAUAUCAACUGA